AUGAAGCUCCCCUUCGCAAUCGUGAACGCGUUCUCAACCUCCCUGAGCGGCGGAAACCCUGCCGCCAUCAUCCUUCUGACGCCUGCCCAAGACGCGGAGCUCUCGGACAAGCAGCGCAUAGCCAUCGCCCGCAACCUGAACCAGCCAAUGCACACCUUCGUCGCCCCACGAGAUGACGGGGCACUCGGCAUACGCUGGUUCACAGGCGUUGGCGAGAACAUGCUGUGUGGGCACGCUACGCUCGCUGCUGCUGCUCUUUUCAUGGCCGAAGGGCAAAGUAGCGCGAUGUUCGUAUCUGGCGCAGAAAAGGCCAAGAACCUCGACUUUAUCGGUUUGAAAAACAAGGUUCUGGCGACCAGUCUUGAUGACGGGAAGAUAUAA
Peniophora sp. CBMAI 1063 is the source of this 381-nucleotide messenger RNA. NCBI's taxonomy places the organism in Eukaryota, Fungi, Basidiomycota, Agaricomycetes, Russulales, Peniophoraceae. The record is from the annotation of a GenBank genome assembly.